CAUUGGGAUUAUAGCCAGUUAAUACCUGGACGUUUUGGUGGAAUAACCAAGAAAAUUGUGCGCCCAAAAAAUAAAAAAACAAUAUCAAAAAAGAAAGUGAUAUUCAAAUAUUUUUAUUGACAAAAUGCAUUGGGUUCUUAAUUUUCUGAUCCCAGUGGCUCUGCUAUUGGUGGUCAUAGAGUGCAAUACUGUACGAGAACGAAAUCUCUUUGCCACUGAACUCUUCCAAACCGUGGCUAGCCAAAGUCAAGAUAAAAAUGUCAUUAUAUCACCGGUUGCAGUGCAGACAGCUUUGGGGCUACUUUACUAUGGCGCCAAUGGUAACACAGCCAAGGAGCUGCAAAAGAGUCUUCAUGCCACGGCCCAUGAAAGCAAAGAUGGCUUGGCCCAGGGCUAUCAUACCUUGUUGCAUUCGUUUAUCAAAUCGAAGACUGUACUCGAAAUAGCCAAUAAGAUUUACACCAAUGACAAAUUGAAAAUAGCCUCGGAGUUCCGGCGUAUAGCCCAAGAUUAUUUUGAUUCCGAUGCAGAACCUUUAGAUUUCUCCAAUGAGACCUUUGCUGUGAACACCAUAAAUCAGUGGAUGUCGGAAAAAUCAAAUGGUAAAAUAGAUCAUGUUAUUGAUUCCAUUGAUCCCGACGUAAAUAUCGCCCUGAUGAAUGCCAUCUACUUUAAGGCCAAGUGGGCUCGUCCAUUUAUGGAUGAUGAAACUACUGAUAGAGAUUUUUGGCUAAGUAACACAGAAUCGAUUAAGGUGCCGACAAUGUUUGCCGAUAACUGGUAUUACUAUGCCGAUUAUCCGGACUUAGAUGCCAAGGCUCUGGAGUUGUUCUUUGAAAACAUUGAUCUCACCAUGUGGUUCAUUUUGCCCAACAAAAGAGAUGGUCUCUACGAUUUGGAACAAAAACUCAAAGGAGUCAACUUCAAAGACCUCGAGAAUCUUUGGGAAUGGAAGAGUGUGAGCGUGUAUUUGCCUAAAUUUGGUUUUGAAUUCGAUACUGAUCUAAAGCCGGUCCUGCAAAAGCUUGGCAUCAACACUAUGUUCUCGAAUGCCGCCGACUUUACCAACAUGUUCCAUAAUCGUGCCGGCAGCAUGCGCAUCUCCAAGGUGCAGCACAAGGCUUUCAUAGACGUCAAUGAAAUUGGCUGUGAGGCAGCUGCGGCAAGUGUGGCUGUUGGUGUUCCAAUGUCAUUGCCUCUGGAUCCGAAGACGUUUGUGGCCGAUCAUCCUUUUGUUUUCAUAAUACGUGACAAGACUGCUGUCUAUUUUGCUGGACAUAUUGUAAAGUUCUAAGGCAAGGAAUAUUUUCAAGAAAAGCAAUAAAAGUAACAACAGAAAGAUUCGAAGGACAAAGUGA
Messenger RNA from Musca domestica (house fly), 1358 nucleotides. RefSeq names its product serine protease inhibitor 42Dd. Lineage: Eukaryota; Metazoa; Arthropoda; Insecta; Diptera; Muscidae. The transcript is spliced from 4 exons. Bases 125 to 1294 code for a protein of 389 amino acids. The record is from RefSeq and is a predicted model, not a curated record. Gene Ontology annotation, molecular function: serine-type endopeptidase inhibitor activity.